CUUGUGUGACCGAGAUUGGCAAUCUAUCCAGAUUCUCCUCUGAAGCGAGACUUUCCAAAGGACCAAUGACUCUGUUUCCUGCGCCCUUGCAGUUCUUCCUACUGUGUAGCUAUGUCGCGAUCUCGCCAUGCAAGGCCUUCCAGGUUAGUCAGGAAGGAAGACAUAAACAAAAAGAAAAACAGCCAAGUGAAGAAGCCAGCCAAGCCAGCCAACAAAGAUGUGAUAUUGGUCAAGCCCGCGAACCCUGGGAAGCUAAAGCAAUUAAUUCAAGAAAGAGAUGGUAAGAAGAAAACGGAAGCCAAACCUCCAAUGCCAACCAGAAGCCUUCUGACCCGAGCUGGCGCAGCCCGCAUGAAUUUGGAUCGGACCGAGGUUCUGUUCCAGAACCCAGAGUCCCUAACUUGCAAUGGCUUUACGAUGGCUCUCCGCAGUACCUCUCUUAGCAGGCGGCUCUCCCAGCCCCCAGUGGUCACAGCCAAACCCAAGAAAGUCCCACCUUCCAAGAGUUCAGAAAAGCAACGUGAGUGUGCAUAUAAGGUACUUCCGGGCAUAGGAGUCAAGCAUUCAGAAAAUGACCGAGUCCCAAACCCAGACCCGCCAGUCCCCCUUGAUACAGAGAAUGUAAUUGGUGUACAAAAUGUGUCUUUAGGUAAUGGUGAGAGUCCAGAGACAACCCAGCCUUGGUCUCAAACCACAGAGGAGUCCAAAAUCAGUGUCCCCACACCCACGUCCCCAGCAGGUGAAAUCCUGUCUGGCUUGCUGGAAAGGUCACAUUGUGGUGAAGGGCUCCUCUCUGAACGGAUACCAAAUGAUACCCGCCAGUCCUCAUGCACGUUUCCUCAGGACACCCUGUGUGCUCCUUUCUCCCAAAGAGCAGCCACCGAAGUUACCUCUCCCAGAAACCCUAACAUUCAGUUAGAAGACUUGGGGUCACGAGUACAAUCUCUAAAGCUGAUCGAUUCUAGCCCCGAUCCUGUCCGAAGUGAGCAGAAUAGCUGCCCGUCCUCUGCUUUUAAUCAAGGUGUGCUUGAACAGGACCUCAGAAGCUGCUUGUCUAUCUACCCCUCGGCCCUAAUAAAGUUCCUCCUGGCAGGCUCAGAGCCACAAACCUUUGGUGCUCAACCCCAUCCCCAAGAGGCCCUCAAAGCCACUCCGGUUCAAGAGGGAGCUCCUGACCCCACCUCUGUCCUGGGACCCCCCUUCAGGGCUAUCCCACAUCAGUGGGAAUUUCCUGGUGCUAACCCACUUCCUGGGGUGGCCCCAGGCCCCCCACAGAUUCCUGGUGCUACUUCAGUCCAAAGAGAGGUCUUUGGUGCUAUCCUCAACCAACAAGAAGCCCUUGGUGCAGGUGCUGGUGCUGGUUCUGGUGCUGCCGCUGGCCCAGACCUGGUUGCCUUCCUUCCCCCGGUCCCGAAUACAAUCGCUCCGAAUAAUGCUCUCCUGCAGUGGCCUGAGCCCCUGAGUGCUGUCACCUAUGGCCAUGAGGUGCAGGGUGCUGUGCCGAUCUUGCCCUUGGGCCCACAACAAGCUCCUGAGCCCUCAUCAGGCUCAGAGUUGAGCUCAGCACCUCCGGUAAUAGCUGCAAGCAAUGUUGAGACAGAGGAGCAAGUUCACCUGGGCCUUCAGGCAGCUGCCACUCGGAGUGUCCCUGUGGCCCUGGGGAGAGGACUUCCCCAGGCUCCGCCGGGCACUGUCCAGCUCUCCCAGGCCGGUCCUGGCACCAUGGGAAGUCAGAGUCCCCACGUCAGCGUGAGAAGCUCUGCUGAUGUCGACCCCACAGCGGCAUCCACGACAGGGUCCCUCACCGGUGCUGCUGCCGCCUCUUCCUAUACCACCCUCCUGCCCACUUUGGAGAAGAAGAAAAGGAAGCGCUGUGGGGUCUGUGGCCCUUGCCAGCAGAAGACCAACUGUGGCGAAUGCACUUACUGCAAGAACAGAAAGAACAGCCAUCAGAUCUGCAAGAAGAGGAAGUGCGAGGAGCUGAAGAAGAAGCCGUCAGUCCUGGUGCCUUUGGAGGUUAUAAAAGAAAACAAGAGGCCCCAGAGGGAAAAGAAGCCCAAAGUUUUAAAGGCAGAUUUUGAAAACAAACCAGUAAAUGGCCUCAAGACAGGAUCCAUGGAAUACAGUAGCGGUGGUCAUGGAGAAGAACAAAGAUCGGAAGUGAACACACAGCAGCUUGGAAAUGUGACAAAACAUGAGGAAAGUAUGGCAGGUAUCGAGGUGGAGAGGUGGAUGCAAAACAAGAAAUCACACUUAUCUGAGCACGUAAAUGGAGACUUCAGUGCAAAUGUCACCGAAGCUGAAAAAUCCAAACAGCCUGAAGAUGACAAGAAUCAAAACAAACCUCAAAAAUUGUUUACACAAACCAUAAGAAAUGGCAUUAAAAAUGUGCCCUGUCUAACAGCUGAAGCAAACACACCAUUUAACAAAUUCAAUAUUGAAGAAUUCGGCAAGGCAUUGGGAAACCAUCCCUACAAACUCCUGAAAGACGCUGCGAACCAUAACAAUGCCAUGAGCUCCACCGUCUCUGGUACGAGCUGUGAUCACCUCAAGGACAAGAGUAACAUCUUCCUUUUCCAAAAGCCUGGCUUUAAUUGCAAAUCUGAAGGUUCUCCAAACUUAAACAGUCAGACCAGCACACGUGGUGAAGGUGACCACCAGCCUAAAACCCCUGAGAACCGAGCAAGUAAAGACCUGCGAGAUGGCUCCCCCAUGCCACCCACGCUCCUCUCCCUCAUGAAAGACAGGAGGCUCACUCUGGAGCAAGUGGUCGCCAUCGAGGCCCUGACCCAACUCUCUGAAGCCCCGUCAGAGAACUCCUCACCAUCCAAGGCGGAGAAGGAGGAUGAAACAGCUCAGAGAACAGCUAGUUUGCUUAACAGCUGCAAAGCCAUCCUCUACUCCGUAAGAAAAGACCUUCGAGACCCUGACUUCCACGGACAGCCGCAAAGCACUCCUCACUGUCCUCUGGAAAAGCAGAGUUCACGCCCCACAGCGAUAUUCAAUGGCCAGAACACCCUGACCAAGCCUCAGAUUGCCCCUGCUACUAACCAAGCACCCACCAAGCCUCUUGAACAUUCGAAAGUCAAAAAUUCAAUAUCCUUUUUAAUACCAAAAUCCAAUUCUUCAAAAAUCGAUGCUAAGAAAAGUGUCACCGGAAGUAGGACUGGUCUUGAUGAUGGUUCACAGAAUUUGCAUCAGGUGCCACCAACAAGUAAUAAAUUGGGAUGUUGUAACCAAUUGCUGGACAGCAGUGAAAAUUUGAAUUCCAAGGAAGAUCAGUCAUUUCAGGACACAUCUUACAGCCAAAUUGAGGAAGAUGUUGCAACGCAGUUAACACAACUUGCAUCAAUGAUUAAAUGCAAUUAUAUAAAGGCAGAGGACAAAAAUGCUGAGAGUCCACCAACAAGCCUUGUUGCCCGUAAUGCACAACAAAAUAGUCAGGAGAAGGGCACAGUACCACAGAAACCACCUUCAACUGUUCAAAACAAUCAUAGUUUAUCUUUAGUAAAGCAAAAGAACACAACCCAGAAGAAGGCAAAGUCUACCCCCACAAGAGAUCGGCGGAAAAAGAAGCCCAUGCUCAUAACCUGUCAAGAAAAUGAUCAGAAACAGCAGGAGCAUAUGUCCUAUGAGUAUAGUAAGUUACAUGACAUUUGGAUUGGAUCCAAAUUUCAAAGAUUUGGCCAGUUUGGUCCACAUGAUUUUCCUCUCCUGCUGGGAAAAAUUCCUCCCUUUUCCAAAGUUUUGAAACCACUGGCUCAAGCCAGUACCACCUUACAACACAAAAAAUUAUUUCCUCCCCUCAGUCAGAUCAAAUUUGAGCGAUACCCUGAAUUAGCACAGGAGAAAAUGGUGAAGGUUGAACCACUGGAUUCCCUUCCGGUGUUUUAUCCGAAGGUCGAAUCGCAGGGGCAGGUGUGUGUGGAUAAAGCCCACAGUCCUCAGGUACAGGCAGCAGUCAAUGGCAACCUGAAAGCUCACCCCUUGUCCCCACCCUCCUGUCCACCUAACCAGUGCGCUAACCUGGUGGCUGGCAGUGAUCAAACACGGUUUCCGCAGGAUGCCCGAGAGCACCUCAGGCCACAGAGACUGGCAGCGCCGCCUGCUGUCUCUCCAGAGACUCCCUUGACGGACCCUGCACAGAUUCUCAGGAACGUGAAUGUAGUCAGUUCAGGUGGAAUUACAGUGGUUUCUCCCAAAAGCGAAGAGGAAGUCUGUUCACCUGGUGUCGGAGCAUCCGAGUUUUCCCCUGUAGACAGUGCACAGAAGAAUUUUCAUGACUAUGCCAUGACGUUCCUCACUAAUCCUGCCAAAAACUUAGUGGCUGCAACAAAAGAUGCAGAAGUGCCAGCCUGCGACUGUCCUGAUCGAGGUAUACAAAAAGACAAAGGCCCAUAUUAUACACACCUGGGGGCAGGACCAAGUGUUGCUGCUGUCAGGGAAAUCAUGGAGAAUAGGUAUGGCCAAAAAGGAAAGGCGAUAAGGAUAGAAAAAGUUGUGUACACGGGAAAAGAAGGAAAAAGCUCUCAGGGGUGUCCAGUCGCUAAGUGGGUUAUCAGAAGAAGCAGUGAGGAAGAGAAGGUUCUUUGUUUGGUCCGGCAGCGCCCAGGCCACCAGUGCGAGACCGCUGUGAUAGUGGUGCUCAUCAUGUUGUGGGAUGGCAUCCCGCUGCCGAUGGCGGACAGACUGUACACGGAGCUCACUGAGAACCUAAAGUCAUACAAUGGUCACCCGACAGACCGAAGAUGUACCCUCAAUGAAAAUCGUACCUGCACAUGUCAAGGAAUUGACCCAGAGACGUGUGGAGCUUCAUUUUCCUUUGGCUGUUCAUGGAGCAUGUAUUUCAAUGGGUGCAAAUUUGGUCGAAGCCCAAGCCCCAGAAGAUUUAGAAUUGAUCCAAGUUCUCCCUUACACGAAAAGAACCUGGAAGAUAAUUUACAGAAUCUGGCUACAGAAUUAGCUCCAAUUUAUAAGCAAUAUGCUCCGGUUGCUUACCAAAACCAGGUGGAAAAUGAACAUGUUGCUCGAGAAUGCCGGCUUGGUCGCAAGGAAGGUCGUCCUUUCUCCGGGGUCACUGCCUGCCUGGACUUCUGUGCACAUCCGCAUCGGGACAUCCACAACAUGAAUAACGGGAGCACUGUGGUCUGCACUCUGACCCGGGAAGACAACCGCUCCCUGGGUGUCGUCCCCGAGGAGGAGCAGCUCCACGUCCUCCCACUGUACAAGCUCUCCGACACGGAUGAGUUUGGCUCCAAGGAAGGUAUGGAAGCCAAGAUCCGAUCAGGGGCCGUACAGGUCCUCCAGCCCACACGCAGGAAGAGGAUGCGGUUCACACAGCCCGUGCCUCGCUCGGGGAAGAAGCGGGCGGCAAUGAUGACUGAGGUUCUGGAGCGCAAGAUCAGGGCAGUGGAGAAGAAGCAGAGUCCUAGGGUCAAGCGGAAGAACAACUCUGUCAUGGCUAACAACAGCAAGGCAACGUUGCUGCCCAUCCCAGGUGAGCCCAGGACCUACCUGUCUCCUCGAAUAAAAAGUGAAACUAAACCCCAUUUUAUCUUCAAAGGUUCAGAGAACACUAAAAGCUAUUCAUCGGUCCCAUCCAUUCCUCACCCUGUGAAAGAGGCAAACCUGUCUCCAGUCUUCUGUCCCCUGAAGCCUCCUCCCUUGACAGCACCUGCAGUUAGGUACCCUAAGAUAGGCUCGCUCGCGUUCCCGGGGAGAAGCAGCGCUGCCCCCUGCACCACGCCUCCCGCGAGACCGGCAGGGGAGAGCGCAGCAGCUCCUGUCCCCGCCCUGUCCCCGCCCGUGCCCGACCCCGCGGAGGAGAAGCUGCCGCACCUGGACGAGUACUGGUCCGACAGCGAGCACAUCUUCCUGGACGCCAGCGUGGGCGGCGUGGCCAUCGCUCCCACACACGGCUCGGUGCUGAUCGAGUGCGCGCGCCGCGAGCUCCACGCCACCACCCCUGUGGCCAACCCCAACCGAAACCACCCCACGCGCCUCUCCCUCGUCUUCUACCAGCACAAAAACCUGAACAAGCCCCAGCACGGUUUCGAACUCAACAAGAUAAAGUUUGAGGCUAAAGAAGCCAAGAACAAGAAAACGAAGUCCUCGGAGCAGAAGGAGCAGGCGGCUGAUGAGGCCGCUGUCUUGUUCCCUGAAGUAAACGAAUGGAACCAAAUCCCUUCUCACAAAGCAUUAACGUUAACCCACAACAACGUUGUCACCGUGUCCCCUUACGCUCUCACGCAUGUCGCAGGGCCCUAUAACCACUGGGUCUGAAGGCUUCUGUCCCCUUCUUGCCUUUGCUAGUGCAGUGUCUUUUUCCAAGGUGCUGUUAAAAGAAAGUCAUGUUGUCGUUUACUAUAUCUUCAUCUCGCCCAUGUCAAGUCUGAGGUUUAAAAAAAAUUUUUUUUAAAGGGUGGGUACUUAACUGUGACUAUAUUUUGACAAUUGGUAGAAGGUGCACAUUUUAAGCAAAAAUAAAAGUUUUAUAGUUUUAAAUACAUAAAGAAACGUUUUGGUUAGGUGUUAACCUUGAUAGAAUUACUCAGUUUGGUGCUUUAAAUUAAGUCUGUUUACUAUGAAACAAGAGUCAUUUUUAGAGGAAUUUAACAGGUUCGUGUUCUAUUAUGUAAAAUCAACACAGUGUUAACUCUACACAGCUCCUGGUGCUUGACCACAUCGACGCAGUUAAAAAUAAGCUGAAUUAUUAUUUCAUGGUGCCACUGUUCCAACAUCUUCCAAUCAUUGCUAGAAAAUUGGCAUAUUCCUUUGAGCCUUUGAGAUAAACCAAUGAAAUGCUUUCUUUCUUAAAAU
Molecule: messenger RNA, 6819 nt
Organism: Fukomys damarensis (Damara mole-rat)
Lineage: Eukaryota; Metazoa; Chordata; Mammalia; Rodentia; Bathyergidae
Gene: Tet1
Product: tet methylcytosine dioxygenase 1
Exons: 12
Coding region: 112-6282 (2056 amino acids)
Biological process (GO): oxidative demethylation; positive regulation of transcription by RNA polymerase II
Cellular component (GO): nucleus
Molecular function (GO): zinc ion binding; DNA binding; DNA 5-methylcytosine dioxygenase activity
Source: RefSeq, a predicted model, not a curated record